Molecule: messenger RNA, 1873 nt
Organism: Cantharellus anzutake
Lineage: Eukaryota; Fungi; Basidiomycota; Agaricomycetes; Cantharellales; Hydnaceae
Product: initiation factor 2
Exons: 7
Coding region: 18-1811 (597 amino acids)
Biological process (GO): translational initiation
Molecular function (GO): translation initiation factor activity; GTP binding; GTPase activity
Source: RefSeq, a predicted model, not a curated record
AGCGUUUGCAGUCGAAGAUGGAAAAUAACGGUAUGGCCAAUGUUAACUCGAAUUAUAUGCUUUCUUCAGAUGACGCAUAUCUGCUUGCAAUCGAGUUUAAUCGUAACCCAAUCGUAGACGAGGAGGCUGCAUUUGACCUCUACCCUUCACCCUCUCUUGCUGAUAAAUCCCUACUUCCUCCCAGACCCCCCGUUAUCACCAUUAUGGGUCAUGUUGAUCAUGGAAAGACGACUUUACUAGACACUCUCCGUUCGGCAUCAGUUGCAAGCGGAGAAGCUGGCGGUAUUACACAACACAUUGGCGCAUUUAGCGUUCCAGUGAAUUCUCUAGUCAUUUCCAAUGGCCCCUCUGUUGAUACUCUUGGAAGUAUCACAUUCCUGGAUACUCCGGGCCAUGCAGCAUUUACUGCGAUGCGGUCUCGUGGUGCCCACUCCACUGAUAUCAUUGUUCUGGUCGUUGCUGCUGAUGACGGGGUCAUGCCUCAGACUCGUGAGGUUAUUGCUCUAGCAAAGCAGAGUGAAUUAUCUGGAGAGGGAAAUAUAGGUCUCGUUGUGGCCCUAAACAAGAUGGAUAAGCCUGGCGCAGAUCCUGUUGUCAUUAAACACGCGCUUCUUGCCGAGGGCGUGGAACUCGAAGAGUUUGGCGGAGACGUCCCUUGCGUAGAAGUUUCUGGGCUGGCUGGUAUGGGUCUGGAUAAGCUGGUGGAGACGUUGGCCACUCUCGCCGAAAUAAAGGAACUCCGAGCACGAGUGGAUGGGGCAGCAGAGGGAAUAGUUUUGGAGAGUCGGGUGGACAAGGGGAGAGGGGCCGUCGCCACUAUUUUGGUCACGAAUGGUACUCUCAGCUCUGGCUCCCAUGUGGUUGCUGGUACAACAUGGGCCCGCAUACGCCAAAUGACAGAUUCAACAGGGAACCCUGUUUGUUCUGCACUGCCUGGGACUCCUGUGACUGUUUCGGGAUGGAAGGAACUCCCCCUGGCUGGAGAUGAGGUUCUGGAAGGCAAAGAACAUGAAGUCAAAACGGCAACUCGGAACCGAAAGCGCAAUCUCGAGAUGAAAGCCCUUCAGGCGGACGUUGAGUGCAUCAAUGAGAAGCGUGCAGAAGCAAGGGAAGGAGCUACUUCAACGAAGGCUGGCUUGCUGCACGCUGUUUCUUGUAGCUCGACAUCACCACAAUCCAGUGUCAAAGAGUUGCGACUUAUUGUCAAAGCGGAUGUCAGUGGCUCCGUAGAGGCAAUUGUUGGGUCGAUUGAAGGAAUAGGGAACGACUUGGCGAAGGUUCGCAUUAUCCAAGCUAAUGCUGGAGAACCCACCGCGGCGGACGUUGAUAUGGCCAAAGCCGUUGAUGGCAUGAUACUUGGAUUCUCCGUCCAACCCAACAACAAAGUUCUCUCUUAUGCUUCAUCGCAGGGAGUGUUGAUAAAAUGCAAUUCUAUCAUUUACCGAAUUAUCGAUUUGGUGAGGUCGAAAGUGCAGGAACUUUUGCCUCCAAUUGUGGAAUACCGCGUCCUCGGUGAGGCUCUCGUUCAGCAGCUGUUCCAAAUCCAUGGGAAGCAGAAGAGCAUUAUCAGUGUUGCUGGGUGCCGAGUAACGAAUGGGAUUAUCGAAAAACAUAAGAAAGUUAGGAUCAUUCGAGGCGAACGAGAGGUUUACAAUGGUUCUCUCGAUACUUUGAAGCAACUGAAAAAAGACAUCACAGAAGUACGGAAAGGAUCAGAAUGCGGGAUGUCAUUCACGAAUUUUGCAGGCUUCAAAGACGGCGACCGCAUUCAAACUUACGACGUGAUAGAAAAGCCGGGACGGCUUGUCUGACAAGAAAAUUAGAGUAGCUUACUUGUGCCAUUUAGAGUUGUCAUGAUAAUAUCGAUUAAUAC